This is a messenger RNA of Gordionus sp. m RMFG-2023, 4175 nucleotides long. RefSeq lists its product as uncharacterized. Gene Ontology annotation, cellular component: Cul2-RING ubiquitin ligase complex. NCBI's taxonomy places the organism in Eukaryota, Metazoa, Nematomorpha, Gordioida, Chordodea, Parachordodidae. The record is from RefSeq and is a predicted model, not a curated record. The coding region runs from base 107 to 3949 and encodes 1280 amino acids. The transcript has 15 exons.
GAAGCUUAAACAUUAUAAUUGUGAAGAAAUACAACAAGAAAUUAUUAAAAAAAUUAUUCUUUUGUUAGGAUUGGAAAAAGCAUUUAUAUCAAAUUGGCUCUAUUAUAUGCCAAGUUUAAAUGUAAAUCAUGCUAUUAUAAAUCGAUUAGACAAUACCAAAAUACCACAAGAAUGCAUUGAAUAUUUUUUAAGACUUCUAUUAUUUCUUCCAAAACUUUAUCAAAAAGAAAUUGAAAAGUUUACAAUAAAUUUUAAAAACCUCUCAAAGAUCAAUUUUUACAAGAACACAAUCAGGAUAACUGAUUUAACCUUACAUAAUCAAAAAAUCAGCAAUGAUUUACUUGAAGCUAUUUUGACCACUCCAGAAUUUGCAUUUCAUUUACAACGUAUAGAUAUUUUCAGAUGCAUCAAUAAAUACGAGAUUUAUAAUCAUACAAAUAAUAAAGUUGAUAAUUUGAGUGCAAAUGAAUUUACACCUACCAUCCCUCAUAAACAUCUUGCAGGGCAAUUUGAUUAUAAAAAGCAUCUGCCCCAUAUUUUUACCCUUUUAUGUUCUAAUAAUAGUAAACAGACCAAUAGUCCAAUAUCUUCUAAAUCUUUGGGUUUGCAAGUUCUCAAUUUGGGUUCCUUAACUUCUCAAAGGUUGGACAUUGUUUAUGAACUAGUUUUCAAAAACUCUUCAUAUUUAACAAAUGGUGGUAAAUACACAAAAAAGAAUCCUAAACAUAAAAAUUAUCACAAGCAGUCCCCUUUAAGAUUUAUUGAUGAUACAUCUCACACAAACUUUCAAAUGGAAUCAUCUUGUGAUGUUAAGCAUUCUAACAAUGGCUUAAGGGCACUUAUAAUCACUGACUUGAUUUUCACCCCUCUAAAUUUAUCAGACAUGGACCUUUACUCUCCUGUCUACACCCCUAGUUUUCCAAUCUACACUUGUGCCCCCCUCUCCUCCCAUGCCUCUUAUUCAAGUUCUAGCAUAUAUUCAAGUGAAUCAGAAGAGGAUACAAACUAUAAUGAAAGUUCUUUUCCUACAGAUGAUACAUUUGCCCCCAAAUGCCCACUCUCUUCAGAUCUUGUCAAUGAUACCAACAUGGGUAACAGCACUACUAACAAGGUUGUCAUUGAAAUUUCCAAGAAACAGAAAAAUAAAGCUAACCUAAAAAAGCAGAAAAAUGAUGACAAUUUUUCCCAAAAUGAUUUACAAAAAUUGUCUAGAAAGAAGAGUUGCACGGUUAGGAGGCUAAGGCGGUUGUUAGCUGAUUGCCGAAGUAGUCUGACAUAUCUCGAGAUAAUGAAUUGUGAUUACCUGACACCCAGAGACUAUUCUAUUCUAUUUGAAGGAUUUGCCAAUUUAACCCAUCUGAUUUUAUACAAUGCCUUUAGUGAGGAAGCCUUGCCUCCCAUGUGUCAUUUAAAGAACAUUGAAUUUUUGGAUAUCUCUCAAAGUUACGAGAUAGAUUACGAAAACCCUCAGUACAUGUUAGACAAUAUUCUCAAGAGUUUUCCGAAGCUAAUCGGUUUAGAUUUGUCCGGAACCAAUUUGCCCGGUCACAUUAUAACAGAAUCAAACGCCGAUAGUACAAGCAGGAAAAGAAACUCCUACCUCUCUGGCUUUAAAUAUUACAACGAUAAAUUGCUCUUCCUGGGAUUGCUAAAUACAGCUAAUAACGCUUGCACAUGCCCAAAUAUACCAGCAGAAAAAGUUACUGGUGAUGGAGACGAAACCCAAAUAUUUAACUCCCUCGAGGUCUACAUAAACAGGCCAGAAAUUUUACAGAAAUCUGCCACCGACUUGUUCCUGCUGUUCAGAUAUUCUACUAUACGAGACAUGGACAGAGCUUUGAAGAACGUUCUCACCUUGAUGAACCAAUACAAAGGCGAAAAAAACGUCUUGAUUGCGGCCAGUGCCUGCCUUUUUUACAUAGUCAAAACUGAUCUGAAGAAGCUCACUAAUCCGGUUUCAAUCAGAUCUAUCAUAACCCAUAUACUUGAGUGCAUGGAAAGUUUCCCCGACGAGCAAAAUAUGAUAAGGAACGGCUUACUUACAAUGUUCCAAUUCAACAUUCCGGAACAAAUUUUAUUUGCCACCGACAGAACUGUUUCCAUACUCCUAAAAGUUUUGUCAAACCGAAUCCGCAAAAUACAAGUUCCUAAUAUCGUUUUCCCCGAUUAUCCUCCUUCUACCUUUUCGGUCAGGAGAAAUGUUGACGAUAUCAACGUUGAAAACAAUACUACAAAUCUAUCUCCCAGCGUUCCGAAUAUCUCGUUUUCGGUUAACCCGGACAAUACCUUUGCUUUGGGUGGCCAAACUGACGUUGGCUACCGCGAGAUAGAAGAUUUCAGUUAUGAUAAUAAUACCGUGACCCUGACCUUCGAAUUUGAUGAUUUCAAUGACGAAACUUUUCUGGACGUGGAGGAAAGGGAGGACUUUGAGGUCGAGGAAACCGAUAUGAUGGAGAGGGACAUGGAGGGUGACGUAGUUAUGUUACCGGCGGCUAGCUCUAACCAGUCUAAUAUAGAUGCUCCCGACAGUUUAACAAACAAUUUUUUGCAACAGCCCGACAAUAAUUAUCGAAUCUUCAAUAUCGUGGGAUCGAACAACCCUUCCAGGUUGCCCACUAUCUCAAACGCUCGGCUCAACACGAGAUCGCAUUAUCGUCAUCCAGUGACUCGGGAUGAUAGAUCUUAUAAUGACAUGUCGAAUUCUCUCGCUUCCGAGCGCCUUCCAGGGCUCGGUAAUAUUUCCGAGGCCGAGGGGAUGAAUGAGAGGACAGAAGACGUUGAUGAGGACGAUGAGUGGCGAUAUUUUUCUGACAUAGGAUCAGGAUCCGAUAAUUACGAAAUCGAAGAUGAUCUCGAAGCCAGGAUAGGGUCUGGUAACGAAGAAAAUGUCGCUAAUGGGGAUGAGAGAAACACCCGAAACGUUACCCGGAAUAUUUACUACGAAGAAGACGACGCGGCCACCAACGAAGACCGACUCGACCGUCUCAUUACUCGCCUCAGCGUUUGCGUGCUGAACAGCUUAGUUUGCGCGUUAGAUAGCCCGGGUAAGCUUAGGAUAGGUGCCGGCCUGGGAACCAUUUCCGUCAUGCUGGCUAUAUGCCGAAAUAAGCUCGCCAAAAAUGUUUGUGACGAAGUCAUGGAAGUCGCUUGGAGUACCCUAUGGAACAUCACCGAUGAGACGCCCGAAAAUUGCGAAUGUUUCUUAAAAUUACGCGGCUUAACUACCUUUACUAAAUGUAUCAGGAAAUUCAAAGAUAGACCAGAACUAUACAGGAAUAUGUUGGGCUUGCUGGGUAAUAUAUCCGAGGUGAAAGGCCUUAGGCCAUGGCUAAUGAAGGACGCAUACGUUCAAAUUUUUUACGAACUGUUAUAUAAUUUUGUGGACGGGAUUGAGAUAGCAUAUAACUCGGCCGGCAUACUCUCUCACCUACUCAGUGACGGUGUUCAGGCCUGGACCAUAAGCCUACCCAGGGAUAAGAUUCUAACGAGGUUACCAAAUACCAUUCAUAGAUGGAAUUUGGACUCCCAGAGGAACAUCAACUAUAGAUCAUUGGUACCCAUCUUAGGCUUGCUUGAACAUUUUGAAACCCCGCAAGUGCAGCACUGGUCUGUAUGGGCCCUGGCCAACUUGACGAGAGUUUAUCCUGAAAGGUAUUGCAAUUUAUUGGAGUCUGAAAAAGGGAUACCUUUAUUAAAAGCCAUAGCUUCGGAUCCCAGACCUUACGAUCAUAUCAAACAAUUGACGAAUGUUAUACUCAAUAAUUAUGAUAAAUACAAGAAUAAUUCGAGGAACAAAAAUACUCCCAUGUUAGAUAACCUUGUUAGUGUACAAAACGUUGAAACGCAUUCUCAUCAAUUUCAGCCAGUUACUUCUGCCCAUCCCUUGGAAAUAGGUUACUUCCAAAUAUCGACGCAACCCAUAAUAGAUUUCGAUCCGCAAGAGCCCUAGUCCAAAAUAUUUAUGAAUUUAUAAGUAUCCUCUUGAAAGAUCUAUUUAUAGAAAAUUACUUUUUUAAUAUAUAUUGUAUAAAUAUAAAUGCUAACUAACCUAUAAUUAUAAAUAGUUUAAAUAUAUUUAUUAUAAAAGGGCAUAAAUAUUGUCAUUUCACAAUUCCUUUAACGCCAAAUUUUAUUUCAGAUACAGAAAUCAAGCACGGUCUGAGAUAUUAAUAUUU